Molecule: messenger RNA, 3360 nt
Organism: Mytilus trossulus (common blue mussel)
Lineage: Eukaryota; Metazoa; Mollusca; Bivalvia; Mytilida; Mytilidae
Exons: 10
Coding region: 1-3360 (1119 amino acids)
Molecular function (GO): GTPase activity; protein binding; GTP binding
Source: RefSeq, a predicted model, not a curated record
AUGCAUUUUAGAAAUCCCUCAGUGUUAAGAUCAGAUUUUGUUUUUAAUAUAAAUGAUGAAGUCAUUGAUUAUGUUUCUAGCUAUCAAUAUUUAGGAUUAGUAUUAAAUGAAUUUUUAGAUUAUAAAGUUAUGGCAAAGGCAGUUGCAAAGUCAGCAAGUCGGGCAUUAGGCCUUCUUAUAGUAAAAUGUAAAGCACAUGGUGGCUUCCAACACAAUAUUUUCACCAAAUUGUUUGACACUUUAGUUUGGUCAAUCAUCAAUUACGGCUCAGCUAUUUGGGGUACAAGUGAGUUCUCCUGCAUCUCAGCAGUUCAGAACCGAGCCAUGAGAUUUUAUAUGGGAGUUGGAAAGUAUACUCCCAAUGAUGCUGUUUCAGGUGACAUGGGUUGGAAGCCUCCAUAUGUUAAACAGUGGUCAAACAUUUUUAGACACUGGGCAAGAUGUUCAAGAAUGGAUAAAGACAGGAUAAAUUAUAAAGUAUUUAUAUGGUCAAUUAGAAAAAGUAGUUAUAAAAUUAAAAAUUGUAGUUAUAAAGUGAUAGAAAUGCUGAAACUUUACAAUAUGGACAGAUUUUGUAAUGUAGAUGAUUAUAUACUGGAUAAAAAUAUAAUUCAUCAGUUAGAAGUUAAUAUUUUUGAUAAUUAUAAAACUGAAUGGAGUACAAGACUUGAUUCUUAUGGUCAAGGAAAUAAGUUAAGAACUUAUAAAUUGUUCAAAUUUUCAUACUCUACUGAACAGUAUUUGUUGCAAAAUAUACCUUUUCGAUAUCGCAGUGCAUAUGCGAAAUUUAGAUGUGGAGUAGCACCUUUAAAAAUUGAAACUGGUCGUUACGAAAGAUUAGAUUUAGAUAAAAGAUUAUGUUUCAAUUGUGAUAGUAUAGAAGAUGAAAAACAUGUAUUGUUAACAUGUCCAUUAUAUGAAGAUUUAAGGCAGUCUUUAUUUAUUGAUAUAAUUCAACAAAAUGAUAUGUUUUUAACUUUGUCAGAUGAUGAAAAAUUUAUAUUUUUGUUCAAAAAUGAAAAUAUCCAUGGAGAAACAGCUUUACAUAUGGCUGCUAGGGAGGGAUAUCUACAGAUCACAAGAUAUCUGGUAGAACAAGGUGCCAGUCCCUUGGUUAAAUCACAUAAGGGUAAGACUCCAUACGACUUAGCAGCAAAAGAGAUGAUCCGAAGUUAUAAAGAAGUGAUGGAAUACUUACAGACUGUCAUGUCAGAGAAAUAUUCCGGUGUGCCUGCUGGACAAGAGAGAGAAGGUGAUAUGGUUCCAACUGAAAUAAAAGUAAUGGCUGACAAAAGAUCUAUUGAUUUGUACCUCAAAUUACUUGAGUCAGGAUCUGAGAAAAAGAGAGACAUACGUUUAGUAGUUGUUGGAAAACAAGGUGCAGGAAAAACAUCAUUGAUUAGAAGACUGUUUGGUGAAGACAUAACAGAUGUAACCGAAACAAAUGGAAUCAAAAUUCAUAAAAUAAAAUGCAAAGCAAUGUCGGAUGAUGGUAUAUGGAAUAAGUUAGAUGAAAACUAUGAAGAAACUGAAGCAAGACUUUUUAAAGGAUAUAUGGGAAAACUUCAGGACAAAAAAACAAUUCAAGAACAAGUAGAAUCCCACAUAGCCAAUAAGGACAACACACCAGUAACAUCUGUUGAUGAAUCAAAGAAAUCAGAGACUGCAUCCAAGCUGAUAAUAAAACCUCCAGAAGCAGCUGAACCUCAAUCAGAACCUCAAGUAACUCCCCAGCAGCCCUCUGAACAAGCGGCAAGGGAUUUCGAAACUAUGCUAACUGCUAAAUCUAAAGUUGAUGUAAAUGACAAAGAGGAAUAUGCCACAUUUAUGCUAUGGGAUUUUGCAGGAGAUGAAGAAUUUUACCACACUCAUCAAACCUUUCUGUCCCAAGAUGCAAUGUAUCUUGUUGUAACAAAACUUAAUGAAGCUGAUGAUCCUAAGGCACAAGCCUUAUUCAGACUAUGGAUUGACUCAAUACAUUGCUACAGUAGACUGGAAGAGAUAAAAAAUAAAUCUGACAAGAAACCGUUAAGUGAUAAUGAUCCACCCAUAGUUAUUGUCGGCACAUGGAAAGAUGCUGUGACCUCGGAAACAGACACGAAUAAGAUUGAGAAAGCAUGCAGAGAAAACCUGUUAAAGUACACUAAUGAACUGGCUGAUGAUGAACGUGGUCAUGUGAGGUGUGCAUACUUCAUUUCCAAUACGGACAAUGAUCGCAGUGCAUUCCAGCAGAUACGACAAAACAUUCUAAAUUUAGCCAAAGAAAUGAGAACCUGGAACAUAGAUUAUCCGUUAAAAUUUAUUCAACUGGAACAACUACUUCAAGAAAAGAAAAAAAAAAUCCCAAUCAUUUCCUAUCGUGAAAUUGAGGCCAUUUCAACUGAUACACCAAUGCCUUUAAGUAAGAAAGAACUCGUAUUUUUUCUGGAAUUGCACCAUGAACUCCGAUCUUUAGUUUAUUUUAAGGAUCUCCCAGAGAAUAUUAUUUUAGAUACACAAUGGCUGUCUGAUGCUUUUAAAUGUAUUGUUACAGCAGAGAAAUUCCAAGCUAGUACAAAGAACCAAAGAAAGUGGAAUGAAUUUUACAAAACAGGCAAAUUGAAUAAUGAGGUGUUAGAAGAUAUAUUUAAAAAAGAGACAACCAUUUUGUACAAUCACAAAGAAUAUAUUCUGAAAGUAAUGGAAAAUUUUGAUAUAAUUAUACGUUCAAACAAAUCAGAGAUAGCCAAUGAAAUUCCUUACUACUAUGUACCUUGUAUGAUUAAAGCAGAACCUAAGAUUGAUAUUCAUGAAAUGUUUAAUGUGACAAAAGAUAUUGGUAAAAGAUCAACUUGGAUGUGUUUCAGAUUUAUAUUUCUACCUCCACAUCUUCAUAAUCAUUUGAUUGCUUCACUUAGCAGGAAAUAUAACAUUGCAGAGAGGGUUGUCACUGGACAGAAGGAAAGACAAAUUGCUCUUUUUAAAAGCACUGCUGUCUUUGAAUUACAAGAUGCAACAAAAUAUAGAAAAUUACUUGUAAUGACAUAUCCAAAUAUUAUUCAGAUUCAGGUUUGGGAAUUUGGAGUAGACAUUAUAAAAGGCUUGUACAAAUACAUUGCCGACUUUGUGACAGAGGAAUUAAACACCAUUAUGCAUACAAGAUUCAAAAUGUCAAAUGUAAAAUUUGAGAAAACCUGGGAAUGUGGACUUACUGAGCCAAAGAAUGUGACAGGACCAAACAAAUUCAUUAAAGAGCCUAUAACAGCAUAUCAAUGUGAUAAAUGUCAAAUUAAACACUUGUUCCUUGAUGAAUGGUCAAAUCAACACAAACAGGCAUCAACGGAACAAAUACAGUUUGACCCUAGUGCAGCAGUUUUAUAA